AGCCUUGUUCAGGGGUAGAAUGACAGAUUUUUCUUCCCCCUUGUGUGCUGUCCUUCUGGUAGCUUUAUGGGCCUUGCACAGCUGGUGAGCAAUCAGCCCUUGGUUACUCACCAGCUCCCAAUCAGCCCCAAUUAGUCCUGACCGGAGAGCCCGUCGAGACCUGGCACGUCCAGCAGAUGGACCCAUCGCCUCGUGAUGUACACUGCGUCUGUCACCACGCCUUGACGAGUCUCCCCCUGGUGGCUGACCUGCUGUACGCCACACCGGAUUCUGGGGUCCAUUCUUCCUCGCUGUCAGUGUCCUAAAGGGGUCAUUGUCCUCGCUAUCAGAGAAGAGGAGACAUAAGAUCUGAGACCCUAAGAUGAGCAGACCACAGGAUGAGUUGGCAGAGGAGGGGGAGGAGGUGUUCAGGAACCUUACAGAGGUAAAGAAGAGCCAGAUAGUGAUGCCCUGCCAUGCCAACCACCGGCAGGAGCUCAGUGUGGGUCAGCUGCUCAAAUGGAUGGACUCUACAGCCUGUCUUUCAGCUGAAAGGCAUGCUGGGUGUCCUUGUGUCACCGCCUCGGUCGAUGACAUCCACUUUGAACACACUAUUGGGGUUGGACAGGUGGUCAACAUCAAGGCCAAAGUCAACCGAGCUUUCAACACCAGCAUGGAGGUUGGCAUCGUGGUGAACUGUGAGGACCUGUUCAGCGAUAGCCACUGGAGGGUGUGUCAGGCAUUUGCCACGUUUGUCACCCAGCGCACUAUGGGAGGAAAGUGCGUGCGUGCAUUUGUGUGUGUGUUUGUGUGUGCGCGUGUGUUCACUCCACAGGUGCAGCUGCGUCCGUUGGUCCCCCGUACUCAGGCGGAGCAGGUGGAGCACAGCCUAGCAGCUGAGAGGAGGAGGAUGAGGCUGGUCCACGCUGACAUCAUGAAGGACCUGCUCACCAACAGGGCCUUUCAACAAGUGGAGGUCCAGGAGGCUGAGAAGGCAGUGCCAGCAGAGAGGACGCAGGUAGAGAGUGUAGAGUUGGUUCUCCCUCCUCAUGCCAACCACCAGGUCAACACGUUCGGAGGACAGAUCAUGGCCUGGAUGGAGAACGUGGCUACUAUCGCUGCUAGUCGUCUGUGUAACGCCCACCCCACCCUGCGGAGCAUUGACAUGUUCCAUUUCAGGGGUCCCUCACAAGUGGGCGACCGGCUGGUCCUCAAAGCCAUCGUAAACAACGCAUUCAAGAACAGCAUGGAGGUGGGCGUGUGUGCAGAGGCCUAUCAGGGGGAGGAGCCUCUGAGGCACAUCAACAGCGCCUUCAUGACCUUUGAGGUCUGCGACAGGGAUGGCAAGCCCUGCACGUUGCCAAAAAUACAACCUGAACCCCUGGAGGGAAGGAGACGGUAUCAGGAGGCCAUCGCUAGAAAGAAAAUACGACUUGACAGGAAGUACAUAAUAUCCUGCAAGCAGACCGAGGUGCCCUUAUCUGUACCGUGGGACCUCAGCAACCAGGUGUACCUGAGCUACAACAACGUGUCUGCUUUGAAGAUGCUGGCUACCAGAAACAACUGGGUGUUAAACUCUGAGAAAAACAAGGUGAGCCUGUAUACCCUGGAGCAGAAGCAGGUGUUGAGUUUUAAGAUUGAGUUUGAGGCAGACGUCCCGGCUGAGAGGGCCUUCAUGGUGCUCUCUGACCUCAGCAAGAGAGUGGAGUGGGAUCCAAACUACGAGAGGUGUGAGCUGAUUCGUAGGGUGGACGAUGAUGACUUUCUGUACCGCGUGGUGACUCCCUCCAUAUGCCGGGGUGGGGUCAGUUGCAGCUCUUCAGCCAAUCAGGGAGGGAUGGUCCAGGACUUCAUUCUCCUGGCCUCCAGGAGACCACCGUGUGACAGCGGGGACCCUUAUGUUAUUGCUCUGCGUUCGGUCACUCUACCCACACACCCUCCUACAGAGGGCUACAACAGAGGGGAGGUGCUGUGUGCCGGCUUCAGCAUCAUGGAGGUCUCCAACACUGUAUCCAAGAUCUCCUACUUCAACCAGGCGUCUCCCGAGGUCCUGCCCUACAUCUCCACAGACAUCGCCGGGCUCUCCUCCAGCUUCUACAGCACCUUCUGCACCUGUAGUACCUUCCUCCAGGACAACAGGGACAACCCUACCCCCAAAGACCAACCACCCUCCUCCACACUGAAUAGUACACUACUGUAAUCCCCUAUCCUCACCACACCUGACCCCCUCACCCUCAAUGAGUAUUGUGCUGAUGGAUUUAACAGACUGCCAUUAGAUGAUCUGAUGAAGUUCAAGUCUUCUUUUAUUAGACUGAAUAAUGUAAGGAGCCUGUUCAUAAAUAUGUUUGUGCUGUCUUGCCAACUCCUAUGGCCAUUGACAAUGACCGUAAAAUAUAUCUGGGACCAGGCUAAUGAAAGAGGAGCAUCUACAGCAAACAUUUUUGGGGCGCUGAUGGUUUUUAACAAUGUUUUGCAUCUCCAAUUAUAACAUGUGAAAAUUAUGAGAUGUAAAUUGUAUUUUAAGUUUUCCAGAGAAUGAAUACUAACGAGAUGUUUUUUUUUACUGAGAAGAGCUCUGUAUUUUCAGAAUACAGAAAGUAACACUGCAUUUGAUGUCAGAUGUGUUUUAUGAUGUUUUUUAUGACGAGACAUUCAAAUGUUUCAGCCAAGUUACACAUAAGAUAAGAAUAUCAUAUCUUAAACUACAGGCAUUCAAGUUAUUUAUAUAUAUAUAUAAAACAAUUGAAACUACAAAGAUGAUUGUACAAAAUUAUUGCUAACAAUUUUACAAUAAAUAUAUUACAAUUAAAUUGAA
Oncorhynchus mykiss (rainbow trout) is the source of this 2794-nucleotide messenger RNA. The record is from RefSeq and is a predicted model, not a curated record. NCBI's taxonomy places the organism in Eukaryota, Metazoa, Chordata, Actinopteri, Salmoniformes, Salmonidae.